AUGGAAGGGAAAGCGCCGAGGGGCCGCGACGGCGACGACGACCAGGACCCGCUCGCCCUCACCCUCGGAUCCAUCUACGCCGCCGCCGACCCACGCGACGCCGACGCCGCCGUCGACGCUGGGGUCCAGCGGCCGCCGUUCCCGUGGGCGACGGAGCGGCCCGCGCAGCACGACACUCUGGAGGGCCUGCUGCGCCGGGGCGUCACUUCCGUCGAGGGCCAGGCGCGGUGCAAGCGCUGCAGCGACAGGAAGACCGUGUGGAUGUACCCGGCCCUGCCGGACUGCGACAAGUGCGGGAACAAGGGCGCCAUGUGGCCGGAGAUCGCGGCCGAGAAGCGCGAGAUCAACUGGCUGUUCCUCCUCCUGGGCCAGAUGCUCGGCUGCUGCACGCUGGAGCAGCUCAAGUACUUCUGCAAAAAGACCGGCAGGCACCGCACCGGUGCCAAGAACAGGGUGCUCUACUACGCCUACAUCGAGAUGUGCAACCAGCUUGAGCCGUUGGAUUGAAUGGUGCCGCGCCGGUAAAGUUUCCCAGCGCAUCUAGAUUAAUUUGUCAGUCGUCAGAACUCCACAGAUUUUGAGGGUGUCUGUUGUU
Messenger RNA from Setaria italica (foxtail millet), 595 nucleotides. RefSeq lists its product as uncharacterized. Bases 1 to 507 code for a protein of 168 amino acids. The record is from RefSeq and is a predicted model, not a curated record. Lineage: Eukaryota; Viridiplantae; Streptophyta; Magnoliopsida; Poales; Poaceae. The transcript has 3 exons.